Sorex fumeus (smoky shrew) is the source of this 3294-nucleotide messenger RNA. It is a transcript of the gene CRIM1, whose product is annotated as cysteine rich transmembrane BMP regulator 1. Gene Ontology annotation, cellular component: extracellular region. Gene Ontology annotation, molecular function: protein binding; serine-type endopeptidase inhibitor activity. NCBI's taxonomy places the organism in Eukaryota, Metazoa, Chordata, Mammalia, Eulipotyphla, Soricidae. Bases 28 to 3138 code for a protein of 1036 amino acids. The record is from RefSeq and is a predicted model, not a curated record. The transcript is spliced from 17 exons.
CCGGCCCGGCGGCGGCGGCGCAGGAGGAUGGACUUGGUGGCGGGGCGCGGGGGGCUGGCCGGCUGCGGGCACCCCCUGGCCUCGCUGCUGGCGCUGCUGCUGCUGCUGGCGCGCUCGGGCACCCGCGCGCUCGUCUGCCUGCCCUGCGACGAGUCCAAGUGCGAGGAGCCGCGCAGCUGCCCCGGGAGCAUCGUGCAGGGCGUCUGCGGCUGCUGCUACAUGUGCGCCCGGCAGCGCAACGAGAGCUGCGGCGGCGCCUACGGGCUGCACGGCGCCUGCGACCGCGGGCUGCGCUGUGUCAUCCGGCCCCCGCUGCACGGCGACUCCAUCACCGAGUACGAAGUGGGCGUCUGCGAAGACGAGAACUGGGACGAGGACCAGCUGCUGAACUUCGAGCCCUGCAACGAGAACCUGGUCUCGGGCUGCAACAUCAUCAACGGGCGGUGCGAGUGCGACGCCGUGCGGACCUGCAGCAACCCCUUCGAGUUCCCCGGGGAGGACGCCUGCCUCGCCGCGCUCAGGAGGAUCGAAGAGGAGAAGCCGGACUGCUCCAAGGCCCGCUGCCAAGUCCAGUUCUCGCCGCGCUGCCCCGAAGACUCGGUCCUGAUCGAGGGCUACGCGCCCCCCGGCGAGUGCUGCCCCCUGCCCAGCCGCUGCGUGUGCGACCCCGCGGGCUGCCUGCGCAAGGUGUGCCAGCCGGGCCACCUCAACAUCCUGGUGUCCAAGGCCUCGGGGACGCCCGGGGAGUGCUGCGACCUCUACGAGUGCAAGCCAGUAUUCAGCGUGGACUGCAGCACGGUGGAGUGUCCCACGGUCCAGCAGCCCGUGUGCCCCCUCGACAGCUACGAGACGCAAGUCAGACUCACGGCGGACGGUUGCUGCACGCUGCCCACCAGAUGCGAGUGUCUCUCUGACUUGUGCGCGUUCCCCGCGUGUGAGGCGGGCAGCAGCCCCCACAGAGUCUCGCGCGGAACCGGGACCCCCGGCAAGUGCUGUGAUGUCUUUGAGUGUGUCAAUGAGACCAAGCCGGCCUGCGUGUUCAACGGCGUGGAGUACGGGGACGGGGCCAUGUUCCGCAUGGACAGCUGCCGCUUCUGCCGCUGCCAGGGCGGCGUGGCCGUCUGCUUCACGGCGCAGUGCGGGGAGCUGAGCUGCGAGCGCUACUACGUGCCCGAGGGGGAGUGCUGCCCCGUGUGCGAGGACCCCGUGUACCCGCUCAGCAACCCCGCCGGCUGCUACGCCGGCGGCCAGAUCCGCGCCCACGGGGACCGGUGGCGGGAGGACGACUGCACCUUCUGCCAGUGCAUCGACGGCGAGCCCCACUGCGUGGCCACGGCCUGCGGCCAGAGCUGCGUGAGCCCCGUCAGGGUGCCCGGCGAGUGCUGCCCCGUGUGCGAAGAGCCCACGUACAUCACCAUUGGGCCACCGCCGCCGGCCUGCAGGGAGCUGACCAACUGCACACUGACCGAGAAGGACUGCGCCUACGGCUUCCGGCUGGACCACAACGGCUGCCGCACCUGCCAGUGCAAAAGCAGGGACGCCCUGUGCUCGGGCCUCCGGCGUGGCUGCACCCUGACCUGUCCCUACGGCUUCCUGACUGAUGCCCACGACUGUGAGCUGUGCCAGUGCCGCCCGCGGCCCCGGAAGUGCCGGCCCGUUGCCUGUGACAAGCACUGCCCCUUCGGAUAUGUGAAGAACAAGCACGGCUGUGGCGUCUGCCGCUGCAGGAAGUGCCCCGAGCGCCCCUGCGCCAAGAGCUGCCCACUGGGCUUCCAGCGGGACGCACAGGGCUGCCCCCUGUGCAGCUGCAGAGAGGCCGCCUCGGCGCAGCCCCCGGUGCUGGCGGGCACCUGCCUGUCCAUGGACGGCCACCACCACGCCAGCGGGGAGAGCUGGCACGACGGCUGCCGCGAGUGCUACUGCCACCACGGGCGGGAGAUGUGCGCCCUCAUCACCUGCCCCGUGCCCGCCUGCAGCAGCCCCGCCAUCCGCCCGGGCCACUGCUGCCCGUCCUGCUCGGACGACCUGGUGGUGCAGACGCCCGAGCUCAGCGCCCCGUCCCUGUGCCACGCGCCUGGCGGCGAGUCCUUCGUGGAGGGCGAGACGUGGAACAUCGACGCCUGCACCCAGUGCACGUGCCACGGCGGGCGGGUGCUGUGCGGGACCGAGGUGUGCCCCCCGCUGCUGUGCCGCAGCCCCGUGCGGACGCAGGACUCCUGCUGCCCCCAGUGCUCAGACGAGCCCCUGCAGCCGCCCGCGCCGCGGAACCAGAGCGCGCCCAGCUACUGCAGGAACGAGGACGGGGACAUCUUCCUGGCCGCCGAGUCUUGGAAGCCCGACGUGUGCAGCAGCUGCGUGUGUGCCGGCGGCGCCAUCAGCUGCUACUCCGAGUCCUGCCCGGCGGUGGCCUGCGAGAGGCCCGUGCUGCGGAAGGGCCAGUGCUGCCCCUACUGCAUCGAGGACACGCUGCCCCGCAAGGCCGUGUGCCACUUCGGCGGGAAGAUGUACGCGGACGAGGAGCGCUGGGACCUGGACAGCUGCACCCACUGCUACUGCCUGCAGGGCCAGACGCUCUGCUCCACUGUCAGCUGCCCGCCCCUGCCCUGCGCCCAGCCCAUCAACGUGGAGGGCAGCUGCUGCCCCAUGUGCCCAGAAAUGUACGCGCCAGAGCCCACCAACAUCCCUAUUGAGAGGACCCUGCACCGCGGCGACAAGGACCCUGCAGUGCCCAUGAGGCCCACGCCCGGGGAAAACGACAUCCACCAGGCCCGAGACAUGGGUCACCUUCAGGUCGACAGCAGAGGCGAGAAGAGGCCGUCCCCAGGCGAAGAGGCUGUGCUGGACUCCAUCGCCUGGGUGGCCGUGCCCAUCGUGAUGGGGCUGUCCAUCAUCAUCACGUUCUUCAUCGUCAAUCAGAAGAAGCAGUGCCUGCCGCUGCUGUGCUGGCACCGCUCACCGACGAAGCCUUCUCCCCUCAGCAGCCAGCUGGUGGCCGUGAACUGCAAGAAGGGGGCCCGGCCGGCCGGCACGCAGCCCAUGCUCAGGGUGGCGGAGCCCAACUCGGCCCGCCUCAGUGGCUUCUACAGCAUGCAGAAGCAGAACCACCUGCAGGCGGACAAUUUCUACCAGACGGUGUGACGGCCCGCGCUGCGUGACGGGACGAGGCUUCAGGCACUAGCCCCGUGGACUGGCUCGCACCAACCCGCGACAGCGCGCAGAGCCCCUGGCCGGGGCCGCCCACGCAUCCCUCCUUCGCCUCAAGAUGAACUGACCAAGCGUUUUCUUAGAACCAAA